This is a messenger RNA of Balearica regulorum gibbericeps (East African grey crowned-crane), 939 nucleotides long. NCBI's taxonomy places the organism in Eukaryota, Metazoa, Chordata, Aves, Gruiformes, Gruidae. The record is from RefSeq and is a predicted model, not a curated record.
GAUAUAUUUGACAGUGACUGGUACGCCUCUCGCAGUCUCAUUGGAGGAGCUGAUAUUAUUGUGAUUAAAUACUCUGUCAACGACAAGACUUCAUUUCAAGAACUAAAGGACAGUUAUGUCCCAAUGAUAAAAAAAGCAUUAAACCACUGCUCAGUUCCAGUAAUAAUUUCUGCUAUCGGUGCAAGAAAAAACGGAGUGCCUUGCACCUGCCCCCUGUGCACUUCAGACAGGAGGAGCUGUGUCACCACCUCCGAGGGAGUUCAGCUGGCCAAGGAACUGGGAGCCACUUACCUCGAGCUGCACACCCUUAAUGAGUUCUACAUACAGAAGUACUUUGGAGGAGUGCUGGAGUAUUUUAUGAUCCAAAGUUUGAAUCAGAAGUCAUCCGAAAAAAUGAAGAAAAGGAAAAAGAUGCAGAAGUGCCAUCGAGUGCAACCACCUCAGCUCGAACAGCCAGAAAAAAUGCCGAUCUUAAAGGGUGAAGCCUCACACUACGACGCGGACCUGCACAACCUGCUCUGCUGCUGCCAGUGCGCGGACGUAGCGUUUUACCCCGAAGACUUCAGCACCAUGGUGGAAGCUCACAAGAUCAUCCUCUGCUCUGUCAGCCACCUCUUCAUGCUGCUUUUCGAGGUGAAGAGCCCCGCCGACAUCCGCGAUGCCUCCAUCGUGCGGACGGCGCAGAGUCUCUUCACGGUGGAGACGGGGGCCGCCUUCCCCCCGGUCCCCCGCGGCGUCCCACCCUGCGUCUCGCCGGUGAGGGUGGUGGUGAAGGACCCCGUCUUCUGCUCUUGUCUUCCAGACAUCCUCCACUUCAUUUAUUCAGGUGCUUUCCAGUGGGAACGAUUAGAAGAGGAUAUAAAAAAGAAGUUGAAGGAUCCAGAAAAAACUGAACAUGUGCUUGAGAAAGUUAAAUGUAUCCUGAAAACGCCAGGGAAG